AUGUACUUUGCCACCAUCCUCGCCUCUGCCAUCGCCCUUGCAGGCGCUGCCUCGGCGGCUGCCAACCCUAACCACCGCUACGCCCAACUUCGUCUCUGGGGUGAGCCAGAGUGUGCAACCCUCAAUCUCGGAGAAGAAGGUAUCUACGGGGACCAGCUUGCCCAGUGCAACCCCCUGGAUGAGAACGAUGUCGUUCGAUCUGUGAGCUUUGAGGCUGCCGAUGCCGGAUGUACUUUGUACAUCUACAGCGAUCUGCAGUGUCACCUUAACAAGCAGGAGGUUACUGUUCAGACUUGCUUGAGUGGAUCGGCGUAUUACCGCAGCUACGAGCUCUUCUGUGAUGUUUAA
Molecule: messenger RNA, 348 nt
Organism: Penicillium brasilianum
Lineage: Eukaryota; Fungi; Ascomycota; Eurotiomycetes; Eurotiales; Aspergillaceae
Source: the annotation of a GenBank genome assembly